UGCGCCAACUUUGGGAAUCAGGGCAUCACUGUGGGCUGCUGGGAUUUGUACCGUCACGACAUCGACUGCCAGUGGAUCGACAUCACAGACGUCAAACCUGGAAACUACAUCCUGCAGGUGAUCAUUAACCCAAAUUACGAAGUGGCUGAGAGCGACUUCACCAACAACUGCAUGAAAUGUACAUGCAAAUAUGACGGACAUCGAAUCUGGCUUCAUAACUGCCACAUUGGUGAUGCGUUCAGCGAGGAGGCAGAGAGGAGGUUUGAGAAAUACCCCGGGCAGCUCAAUAACCAGAUUCCUUCAAUAAAUCAACAAUAACUUCCCGACAUAUGCGCCCCAGAGUCGGGGA
Molecule: messenger RNA, 349 nt
Organism: Trematomus bernacchii (emerald rockcod)
Lineage: Eukaryota; Metazoa; Chordata; Actinopteri; Perciformes; Nototheniidae
Product: lysyl oxidase homolog 3B-like
Biological process (GO): peptidyl-lysine oxidation
Molecular function (GO): protein-lysine 6-oxidase activity; copper ion binding
Source: RefSeq, a predicted model, not a curated record